Nanorana parkeri is the source of this 2115-nucleotide messenger RNA. It is a transcript of the gene CPNE7, whose product is annotated as copine 7. Lineage: Eukaryota; Metazoa; Chordata; Amphibia; Anura; Dicroglossidae. Gene Ontology annotation, molecular function: calcium-dependent phospholipid binding. The transcript has 15 exons. Gene Ontology annotation, biological process: cellular response to calcium ion. Bases 34 to 1851 code for a protein of 605 amino acids. The record is from RefSeq and is a predicted model, not a curated record. Gene Ontology annotation, cellular component: plasma membrane.
GGUCACAAUCUUUGAGGUCUUCAGAGGACUUCCAUGGUCCAGACAUUCAUUAGAACAGACGCUGAAUGGAGGGCACAGCCUCCUGCUGACCAGCAUCUUGAGGUCCCAUCAUCUCCUAAUUACUUUGUUACCAGUUUCUUGCGAUACAGUGACAACACUAAUUUUGCCAAGAUGAUGAAUGAGAUUCCAGACUUGGCAUCGCCAUCCUCUCUUGGGGUUGUUACAGCCAGCUGUGUGUCUAAAGUGGAGCUUCGCGUGUGCUGCAAGAACCUGCUUGAUAGGGAUACGCUCAACAAGUCUGACCCAUGUGUCCUGCUCCUCAUGCAGUCUCAGGGCCAGUGGAUGGAGGUGGACCGCACAGAAGUGAUCAAGAGCAAUCUGAAUCCCGUCUUCUCCAAGGUCUUCACUGUGGACUACUACUUUGAGGAAGUGCAGAAGCUGCGGUUUGAGGUGUACGACAUCCAUGGACAUUGCAGCAUUGGAUCAAGGGAUGAUGACUUCCUGGGUGGUGUGGAAAUGACUCUGGGGCAGAUUGUUGCACAGAAGAGGAAUACCAAAGGACUGUUCCUGAAAUAUGGAAAAUACGCAGGAAAAUCCACCAUUACGGUCAUUUCUGAAGAGAUUUCGGGAAAUAACGGAUAUGUGGAGCUGUCAUUCUGCGCACGGAAACUGGAUGACAAGGAUUUAUUUAGCAAAUCAGAUCCUUUUCUGGAAAUCUACAGAGUUAAUGAUGACCAGAGUGAGCAGCUUGUGUAUAGAACGGAGGUCAUUAAAAAUAAUUUGAACCCAGUAUGGGAGCCAUUUAAAGUGUCUCUGAGUUCUCUGUGCUGCUGCGAGGAGAAGAGGAAACUCAGGUGCCUAGUCUGGGAUUAUGACUCCCGCGGAAAACAUGAUUUUAUUGGAGAGUUUUACGCAACCUUUGAAGAGAUGCAGAAGGCAAUCGGUGGGAACAAGAUACAAUGGGACUGUAUGAACCCCAAAUACAAAAUAAAGAAGCGGAAUUACAAGAACUCUGGUUUAGUUAUAUUGUCUGACAUGAAGAUUCACAGAGUUUACUCCUUCCUGGAUUACAUCAUGGGAGGCUGUCAAAUUCACUUUACAGUUGCCAUAGACUUUACAGCCUCCAACGGGGACCCUCGAAAUAGCUGCUCUCUACAUUAUAUUAAUCCCUACCAGCCCAACGAAUACCUGAAAGCAUUAGUUGCUGUAGGGGAAAUCUGCCAAGACUAUGACAGUGAUAAGAGAUUUUCUGCUUUGGGAUUUGGUGCACGCAUUCCCCCGAAAUAUGAGGUGUCACAUGAUUUUGCAAUCAACUUCAACCCUGAUGAUGAUGAAUGUGAAGGGAUUCAGGGCAUAGUAGAAUCCUACCAGAAUUGCCUCCCUAAAAUUCAGCUGUAUGGACCCACCAAUGUGGCACCUAUCAUAUCCCGGGUAGCGCGGCUGGCAGCCGAGGAGGAGAGGACCAAAGAAGCUUCGAAAUAUUACAUACUUCUCAUUCUCACGGAUGGAGUGGUCACAGAUAUGGCGGACACACGGGAGGCCAUAGUGCGGGCAUCCUACCUGCCCAUGUCCAUUAUUAUUGUGGGCGUAGGAAACGCAGAUUUCACUGACAUGCAGAUUCUGGAUGGCGAUGACGGCAUUUUGCGAGCACCCAAAGGGGAACCUGCUCUCCGAGACAUUGUUCAGUUUGUUCCAUUCCGAGAAUUCAAAAAUGCAUCCCCGGCUGCCCUGGCCAAAUGUGUUCUGGCUGAAGUACCCAAGCAAGUGGUAGAAUAUUAUAGCUACAAAGUCUUUCCCCCACGUUGUCCAAAAGAAGAAUCCCCGGACUCUGCUCUCAACUCUCCUCAAUGAGCUCUUCUUUAACGUCUACAUUCCCCACCUGCCCUUGGAUAGAGCAGGAGGCUUGCAGCCCACAACAUUCAAACUAUUGCCCAACAAUACCAUCUCUUCUGCACAGCUUUUUUUCCAUUCAGUCAAUCAGACAGCUGAGAUCUCCAUGAAUUCUAUUAGUGAGGGCCAAUGAGCAUUACUGACUGCCAUGACACUAAUUGGUUUGUAUACACCAAUGCUUCAUGAAGCCUACAGAGAACAAAGUGGUGUCAGCUAUUACAUAUA